Molecule: messenger RNA, 2437 nt
Organism: Macrobrachium nipponense
Lineage: Eukaryota; Metazoa; Arthropoda; Malacostraca; Decapoda; Palaemonidae
Product: interleukin enhancer-binding factor 2 homolog
Exons: 10
Coding region: 235-1476 (413 amino acids)
Biological process (GO): positive regulation of DNA-templated transcription
Cellular component (GO): catalytic step 2 spliceosome
Molecular function (GO): DNA binding; double-stranded RNA binding
Source: RefSeq, a predicted model, not a curated record
CAUCUGAACGCAACCCCAACAUAGCCAUGUUGUUUUGAUUGGUCCCGGCGUCCUCCUUCAGAGUGUGUCAACAAAUCCCGUGACAAAUAAUCCUGCUUGAAGUGUUGGAUGUUUCAAGUGAUACGAACCAGCAUUCUUUGCCUGCUUUGAAUUGCUUAAAAAGUUGAGUCAACUGUACCUAUAGUAAUGGACAUUCCAUGUUGUGGUAUAACCUAAAGUGAGAACAGAAAGAUCAUGCCAAAGAACAAAGGCAAUUCCAAAGGGAUGGUAAUGACUCGUGGACGUGGAAGAGGCAUGAGGGGGGGCAUGAUGCGUCCCAUGGGCCCCGGGGGCCCACACUUUGUACCAAAGAUGAAGCAGUUCGUGCCCCGUCUGCCAUUCGACAUGGUGCUCUGCGAGUCUGCCUUUCCGAAAGUCAAGCCAGCGCCUGAUGAAUCUGCUUUUACACAGGCCCUCCUGAAGAGGAACGCAGAUUUGUCGCCCACUCCUGCAGAGCAGGCAGCAGUCCUCAAUCUAGUCACAAAAAUCCAGGGGGUCAUGGACAACCUCAUCGUGGACCCGGGGAAUUUUGACGCUUGCGUAAGUGUCCAAAUAGAAGAAGUACGCCAAGUAGGGUCGUACAAAAAGGGCACAAUGAUGACAGGUCAUAAUGUGGCUGACAUCGUGGUCAUUCUCAAAACGCUCCCCACCAAAGAAGCCGUCGAAGCGUUGGGAAAGAAAGUGUGUGACGACCUCAGAACACAGGAGCCACACGAAGUUCUUGUUCUGACGAUGCUUCCCGACGACCGAGGUUUUGAGAUAAGCAACAGCGAGGCGACGGUAAGAGUUUUGGUCACGACAAUCCACCAGAACCUGCGUAAAUUAGACCCAGAGCUUCACCUUGACCAGAAAAUUCUUCAGUCACACUUAGCUGCUAUCAGACACAGUCGGUGGUUUGAAGAAAAUGCACAUCAUUCAACUAUAAAAGUCCUCAUCCGUUUACUAAGAGAUCUGCGUACCCGUUUCGAAGGUUUUGAUCCCCUAUCUCCAUGGAUGCUUGAUCUUUUAGCCCAUUACGCCAUAAUGAACAACCCAAGCAGACAGGCUUUGCCAAUCAACUCGGCCUUCAGACGUUGUCUACAGCUGCUUGCAGCCGGGCUUUUCUUACCAGGAUCUGCAGGCAUAUUUUCACUAGGUAUCAGUGACCCGUGCGAGGGGGGAAACAUUCGCGUCCACACGGCAAUGACGCUAGAGCAGCAAGACCUCGUUUGUCUCACAGCCCAGACAUUGCUGAGAGUCCUGUCUCAUGGGGGCUACAAACAGAUUCUGGGCCUGGAAGGAAAUUCUAGUAUAGCGAGUGAAAUGUCAGUGUGGGAUGGUGUUGUCGUAUCGGCGCUGGAAAAAGCCUACGAAAAGCCUCCCGAACGACCCCUACAAGACGACGACGCCAAUGACAUGGACGCAGACGACGAUCCGAUGGAAACUGCAGAUAAUUAAUGACAGUAGGCUGAAUGGUCAUGACCUUUUAAAUUUCCUUUAUAAUAGAGAUUUCUUCCUUCCCCAAUUAGAUUAAAAUCAAAUCAUUGCAAAGGUAUUAUAUCAAGAGUUGAAUGAAUGAGUGUUGAGAGUGUCCUGUGACAGAAGGUGCAUCUUCAAUUAUAGCCACUGUGCUGGAAUGUUAGAUGUCUAUUAGGAUGAGAAGUCACUGCCAUCUUUGGUAUAUAAAUCAGAAAUGAGAAUUUAAAAAAACAAUUUCGUGUAAAGGGUGAAAUGCAGUAUGUGAGACUGUUAGGAUAACUUAUCUCUGGGAAGGCCAGCUUCCACAUUUGUUAGGUAAUGAGCAAUUGAUUACCAUUCUCGUAAAAUGUAGUUUGGAAGUAGCUUUUGCAGUCUUGAAAUUCAUCUUGGCAUAACCAUUCAGAAGUUUUCUUUACUGGUUUUUUGUAAUGUUCUGUAUUUCUGUAUUGUAGUAAUUUGUAAACAGAAUUGUUUCUGUUUUAUGGAAAGAUAGUAGUGAAUUUCUUUUGUUAUUCACCAAGUAGUGGUAAGACAUCUUGUUUCGAGUACAACAAAAUGGGCUUGACGAGGUGAACUGCCAACUAUACAAGAGGAAUUGUUAAAUGAGACUAUUUUUAAUCAAAUUAAAUAUAGCCGUCUCACAUUUAUUAAUCUUUGAUAUUUUCUUGAAACGAGAACUCGUGUAGGAGAGCAAAUUUUAUUGUGUAUAUUGGUAGUUCAGCAUCACCCACUGUUUUUAAAGCUUGUCUUGCUACUCACUUGGUCAUAAAUAAAAUGUUCAAAAAUUUAAAGUUGAAUUUAAUGGCUAAAUAUUUUCCUGUUGGUGAAAAAAUUGUUUGUUACUUUUACAACAUAAAUAAAAAAAAAACAUGUUUAAAUUCUUUCCAGCAUCAGUCUUAUUUUAUUUAUUUCAUAUUUUGCAAGUAAAUUUUUAUUAAAA